This is a messenger RNA of Neolamprologus brichardi, 4323 nucleotides long. NCBI's taxonomy places the organism in Eukaryota, Metazoa, Chordata, Actinopteri, Cichliformes, Cichlidae. The record is from RefSeq and is a predicted model, not a curated record.
AUUCCACAUUAGUGUCCAGCAACUUUAGUACAGCUACAACUAUGAAUAGUUCCACAGCAACUACACCUGGUAAUAAUUAUACAGCAAUGUAUAAUGCAUCCACAGGUGACAUCAAUUACACAGUAGUGCAUAAUGCAAUUACAUCUGGCAACAAUUUUAAUGUAACUGCAACUAACAACAACUACACAAUAGUUUAUAAUGCAACUGGAUCUGGUAGUAAUUACACCCUCGUGUAUGCUGCAACUACAGCUGACAACAAUUACACAGCAAUGUACAAUGUAACAACAGCUGGCACAACUUUACACAAUGGUGUGGUGACAACCAGUAAAACAACAGUUAGUACAACAACAAUAUAUCCCAACUACACAAUGAUAAAGAGCACAACUACAGCCUCUAACAAUUACACAACACCAGUGAUCAUUACUCCGACUAUUCUAUCUCAAAAUAAAACAACUGCAAUUAUUGGAACCACAGAGAAAAGCAGAACUGCUGCAGUGUCUCACAGUACUAAACCUACUUCAGCUCCACUGAAGAACCAGACUGCAAAUUUCACCACAGUGAGUUUGACUCAUGUCACAACAAUAAGCAAAAACGAAACCAUGUCCACCACAGCUGCCAGCACCGUCCAAACAGAUGACAGACCAGACGCCGGUUUAACAACAACAACGACAACAACAACAGAAAAUGCAUCUGUUGUUAUUAUCUCACCCGCAACCACUGCAACUACUAUAACAGGUCAUGGUCCACAAGAUUUAAAUGGCACAACUGCUGAGGUUUCUUUGACUACAACACCGCUCACCAAAACUACUACAACCACCAUAGUGGCUGAGAACACAGGAACUUCCACAACUGAUGUACAAACAACUGAUGAAGCAGUCUACCUGUUGAAUCAAACACAGGAUGUAUCUCUGCUCAACGCCUCUCAAGUGUCAGUGUUGGUUGAGACACUGGAGAAGCAUCUGGACAAUCCCUCUGUUUCACGAUCAGUGAUAAUCAAAGUUGUCAGUAACUUGAUGGACAGUAACCCUGAGGCACUCUCUAAAUCUGCAAACAGGCUGAUUCACUUGGUGGAUAAUCUGGGUGUUAAACUGGCUGUCACUGGUGGCGAUGGAAUUCUGUCAACCAGUUCCUUAGUUGUUGCUGUGAAAAGAGUGAAUGGGAGCAACUUCACAACAAUCCUUUUUGAUGUUUUUAACACUGAUCAUGUCCAGUUCAGUGGCCCAAAAAGGACCAUGAAAAGCUCAGAGCCUGCUUUGGCGUCUGUAUACUUGCCUGCCUCCCUCACAUCUGGUAUCAGCCCUGAAGAGCAGAAGCAGGCCAACAGCGUCCAGUUUACUUUCUAUGCAAAAAAUUCAUUCUUUAAGGAUGCAUCAUUAGAUAACAAAACUCUUGUCAGCACAGUUCUAGGCUCAAGUGUGGCUAAUCUGUCAAUUAGCAACCUGAGUGAAAACAUUGAGUUCGCCAUCCGAAACAGCAACCCAGUUCAUAAAAACUACACAGCCAAAUGUGCAUUUUGGGAUUUCACGCUGAAUAGUGGUGGAGGAGGCUGGAGCUCUGUUGGCUGCUUUGUGGUCAACAGCACCCCUGAAUAUACAAUCUGCAGCUGCAGCCAUCUUACAUCCUUUGCAGUACUGCUGGAUUUGUCCAGACAGGAACUUCCUGACCAGAAGAACACACAAAUUCUUACUUUCAUCACCUACAUUGGCUGUGGAAUCUCUGCUAUUUUUCUUGCUAUCACAUUGCUGACGUAUCUUUCUUUUCCAAAAUUGCUAAGGGAUAUACCAGCCAAGAUCUUGGUCCAACUCUGUUCAUCUCUGCUCUUCCUGAACUUGGUGUUCCUGCUGGACAGCUGGCUGGGGAGCCACAACAAUACAGGCCUCUGUAUUUGUACUGCCUUCUUCCUGCACUACUUCCUGCUGACAUCAUUUACAUGGGCGGGGCUUGAGGCCCUGCAUAUGUAUCUCAGCAUUGUGCGAGUUUUUACACCCUACCUGAGCCAGUACAUGCUGAAGUUCACUCUGAUGGGUUGGGGUAUUCCUCUUAUCAUUGUAAUUAUUGUGAUAUCCGUGGACAAAAACAACUAUGGUUUGAUUAAUUAUGGAAAGCACACAAAUGACACUUCAGAUAACUUCUGCUGGCUGAGUAAUAACAUAGCCUUCUAUGUUGGUGUGGUCGCCUAUUUCCUCCUGAUCUUUAUCCUGUGCCUGCUGGCCUUCAUCGUUGUUAUGGGACAUCUUUCACGUAUCAAGAAGCAGAACCCCCACAACCAGUCUCCCAAAAGAAGUGUUAUGACUGAUCUGCGCAGUGUCACCGGCCUCGUCAUCAUCCUUGGCCUUACCUGGGGGUUUGCUCUGUUUGCAUGGGGACCCCUCUACUUACCCUUUGUUUACCUUUUUUCUAUAUUCAACUCUCUGCAAGGUUUCUUUGUCUUUGUUUUCCACUGCGCCAUAAAGGAGAAUGUCCGCAGGCAGUGGAGAACUUACCUUUGCUGUGGAAAACUGCGACUGGCUGAGAACUCAGAUUGGAGUCGAACAUUCACACAAAACAAGAAGACUAUCUCUCGCUCCAGUGCAAUUACCUUGGAUCCAAAGUUCACUUCUCGAAGCUCCUCUGUUGUCAGUUUUGGCACCAAUAGCAGUGGCUCUGUGUUCGCGGACAGCGGAAUAUCUGACAGCUCCAACAAUGAUGUCGUCCUCAACGAGAUUCACAGGGGAAAUCUGACACAAGGCAAAACUACCAAAUGACUCUGCCUGAGCUUUCUUUUGUGAUUACAGCCAAUUCCAAGAAAGGAUCUCUGGGAGUUUACAAGGUGCAAAUUGGAGGAGUAGUUUUCCUUAAUGUUACAAAAAAUGAAGGUUUGAUGAAGGACUAAAGAGGAUCAGGAACAAAGGAGACCUUUGUCUAAAUACCUUUAGAGAAGAAGAAAUCAAAAAGUGGAGAAUGUUUUCAAUUCUACACUAAUAGUAUAGAUAAUAGAAGAGUCUUGUUAGCAGAGAUAAGGUGUACUACUGAAACUAAAACAUUAUAUUGAACUGCAUUUACUUGUUAGCCGAGAACAGAUACUGUCAGUAUUGUAUAGAUAAUUAUCUGGCUAUUUCUUUGAGGAUAUAUUCAUUUCUUGAACAGACAAAUGAAGGAAUUUCCAGUCUUAACUCUACAUUUCAGUGCCUUUGCCAAAUUCUAAGUUUAUUCUGGCAGUGUCAAAUGGCACUUUGGGAUGUAUUUAGCUACCUAUAGAGACAAGGAUUGAUGCAAAAUGUGCACAUGCCAAACUCCACUGCUUGAUCAUAUCUGAUAAAAGUUGAUAUCUGCAAGAUUAAGGGUGCAGUUCUGUGUUAAAUAUUGUAUUAUUCACUACAUUAUAGAUUUUUUUUAUUUGGUUCAUACAUGCUUUUUAUGAAAAAGAAUAAAGAUUUGAAAUAUUUUCAUGUGGCGAACUGAAGCACAAUCAAAAUAUGGGAUUUAUGUCCUGUGCUUUUUAACAAGGACACAUUUUGCUAAAUGUCCUUGGAAGGCCAUUUGCAUGCCAUGAAAGAUGAAAUAAAAAAGAAAAAACUAACUUCAACUUGUCACCUGCCCAGCUGCUCUCUCUUUUUCUUGCAUCAGACUUUCACAUCUACUCCACAUCUUUACAUCUUUAAUCAAACCCUUUCAACAGGAGGGGGAAAAAAAACUACAAUUAUGAUCCCAGCAGACAACCCUCUCAUCACCGUGUUGAGUAACCUUCAGCAGAGCAUCUCACGCCCACCCAGCGCCAGUUCAAUUGCAGCCUGUCAAGAAAACUCCAAAUUGGAGCUCAGGAGUUUAUGCUUCCCGGUUCACAUGGAAUGAGGCUAAAAAGGCUGUCACGCCAGCUGCCAUACUUUAUUGCCAAACAAAAUGUGUUUGUAUUUGUGCACAUAUAAAUCAUUAAAUAAAUAAAACCGUUUAUAUUUAUAUAUUUUCUGUAUUAAUGGCAUUUGUAAUUGCUAAUGGUAAUGUAGUCAUGGUACCAUUUGGGUACUUGGUAAGAUUUGUCUUAUGGUACAAAGCUAUCUUAGUAUCGUAGUUUCAAUAAUUAUUCGCAUAUUGUGGUGUAAAGCACUUUUAUUAAGGCUUAUGAACCCUGGCUAUAACGAAUAAAAGUCAAAACUAAUAGGGUGUGUGUUCUCACAAUGUUCUACAGAGAAUAAAGUUUUUAUUUUAAAGCACUUCUAAAGAUGGGCAAAUUUCAGUUUCAGUAAAUUUCAUUAAAUCAUAUCUGUUUAUGUAUCGUUUUCUAUACACCCACUUGUGCUCUUCAGCCUCGGGCAGAAGAGUUUGCAUUGACAGUAUUAAAUGUAA